AAAAAAUUAAAAAAGAAUAAAAGAAUAAAAAUCAGCAAAAGGGGGCACAAUACACGACGUAGCUUCGUCCCCUUUCUCAAAAAAAAAACCCUAAUUUUCGGUAAGAUCGAUUGAAUCAGAUAGCGAGCGGCAAUGGCGAAUAGUAAUCUUCCGCGAAGAAUCAUCAAGGAAACUCAACGUCUACUAAGUGAACCUGCUCCGGGGAUAAGUGCGUCACCGUCAGAGGAAAACAUGAGAUAUUUCAAUGUUAUGGUUCUUGGUCCUACUCAGUCUCCUUAUGAAGGAGGAGUUUUCAAGUUGGAGCUCUUUUUGCCUGAAGAAUAUCCUAUGGCAGCUCCCAAGGUUAGGUUUCUCACCAAGAUAUACCAUCCUAACAUUGACAAGCUUGGAAGAAUUUGUCUUGAUAUACUGAAAGACAAGUGGAGUCCUGCGCUACAAAUAAGAACUGUGCUCUUGAGUAUUCAAGCUCUUCUAAGUGCACCAAACCCAGAUGAUCCACUCUCUGAGAACAUAGCUAAGCAUUGGAAGAGCAAUGAAGCAGAAGCCGUGGAGACAGCUAAGGAGUGGACUCGUCUGUAUGCAAGUGGCGCUUGAUGGGGGAAGUGCAAAACGAGAAAGACCAUUGUCAUUUAAAAUAACAUUAUAUAUGGUGAAACGCUCUAUCUCAAGGUGUUAUCCGAAUCAUUUUUCCUAAAACAUGGAAAAAGGGUUUGUACUCUCUGGUUAUGUAUAACUACUAGGGGGAGGUGAUUUAAGACUCGUAUACCCAUAUUUGCAAACCAACUUUCUUCAAAUGUGCUUGCGCUUGUGCUUUUUCCCUGUGUUUAAAAAUCCUCUCUAAUCAUUAAAUCACUGUAGAUGAUAAUAUUUGACAGGUUGUGAAUAAGGUAAAUUUGUAUGAGCAGGCUACUAAAAUAAAUGAGAUUAUUUUGGUCAAAAG
Messenger RNA from Eruca vesicaria subsp. sativa (arugula), 940 nucleotides. The record is from the annotation of a GenBank genome assembly. NCBI's taxonomy places the organism in Eukaryota, Viridiplantae, Streptophyta, Magnoliopsida, Brassicales, Brassicaceae.